This is a messenger RNA of Phytophthora nicotianae INRA-310, 1287 nucleotides long. RefSeq lists its product as hypothetical. The record is from RefSeq and is a predicted model, not a curated record. NCBI's taxonomy places the organism in Eukaryota, Oomycota, Peronosporomycetes, Peronosporales, Peronosporaceae. The transcript has 2 exons. Gene Ontology annotation, biological process: protein dephosphorylation. Gene Ontology annotation, molecular function: protein serine/threonine phosphatase activity; cation binding. Bases 1 to 1287 code for a protein of 428 amino acids.
AUGGGCUGCAUCCUGACCAAAGUCUGUCUGGACGAAGACCUGCUGAUGCUGGGAGAUUCACCGCCCUACGAGAACCAGCAGGACGAGUCAGCCACGCCGCAGUCUCGACGCUUCUCGCGUGCCAAGACGACGCUGUUAGUUGUAGAACCAAGCGAUGUCUUGGAGCUGCAGAAAUCGACGCCCAAGAAGCAGAAUCAGACGGAGAAGGAGCCGACAGACUCAGACGCUGAACUUCCGAGUGUUCUCGUAUACGGUGGAGGCGUCCCGGGCGUCGCUUUAGACGACGAUAGAGUAGAGUUACCAGAGUUUACAAGCGUCCGAGAGGGAGGGUACAGGUCUAGCAACGGGCGAUUACGAUGGGGUACGCGCUCCAGAGCAGGCAACGACCCAUUGCGACGUCGUAAGGAGAAUCAGGACGCAUUGUGUGUCUGUGACGCUCUGGCUGGAGACUCAGACGCCACUUUCUUCUCGAUAUUCGACGGCCACGGAUCUCAGGGAGCUUUUGUGAGUCAUUUUGUAAGGGAACAGUACUAUCGAGCAGUGGCCGAGGCGUAUACAGAGCUGAUUCCUCGAGCCUCUCACGCUAAUGGCAAUGGAGCGAGUGUAAUAACCAGAAAAGCGAGCGUCACGUGCGACGUUGUAGCUGAGAUUUUCCAGCGAGCGGCCCCGGCGGUCGUGGACGCGUUGGAAGCUAGCGCCAUUGACAUCAGUGUGAGCGGCACCACAGCUGUAGCCAUGCUAGUGCGUAAGACGGACGUAUUUAUUGCCAAUAUUGGAGACAGUCGAGCUGUAGUGGCGAGGUACUCAGAGGAGGAUCAGCGGUAUGAACUGCACUGCGAGACGAAAGACCAUAAGCCGGAUGUACCAGAGGAAUGCGCUCGCAUUGAGCGGAAUAAUGGACGCGUGUUUGAGUGGGGAUCCUAUCGAGUCUGGCUGCAGGAUGUAGAUAUGCCUGGAUUGGCCAUGUCGCGCUCGUUCGGUGACUCUGUGGCUAAGACUGUAGGCGUGACAGCGGAGCCUGAUGUUACUACAGUGGAGAAGCUCAAAUUCAGCAGCGUAGACAAGAAGAAUGGAGAGAGGCCGUCUGCAUUUGCAAUACUCGCCAGUGAUGGCAUUUGGGAAUUCAUGACGACAGACGAGUGCAUCGAUUUUGUAGCUGCGUGCAUUGUUGACUCGGGGAUGGCGCCGCAAGAGGCAUGUACAGCGCUUGUAGAGGAAGCGCGCGAUCGAUGGGACGCAGAAGAAGACGUGAUUGACGAUAUCACUGCAGCUGUUGUCUUCUUCUGA